Paraglomus occultum is the source of this 145-nucleotide messenger RNA. NCBI's taxonomy places the organism in Eukaryota, Fungi, Glomeromycota, Glomeromycetes, Paraglomerales, Paraglomeraceae. The record is from the annotation of a GenBank genome assembly.
AUGAGCGACGCUGCAUCCACUAACAAUCCAGCUUUUGUCCAAGCAGCCCAAGAAGCUAACAACUUACCUACGAAACCAGAUAACAACGAACUUCUCAAACUCUACGGCUUAUACAAACAAAGCAUUGUUGGUGAUAAUAACACCG